CUCUUACCAUUGCUGCCCACCCAAUUUCAACCUCUAGGUUGUUUAAAGGGGGAGCGAGAUUAAAUGGUCAGAGAAGAUGCAGGGGGGAGACUUUGUCUAUUGUCUAUUUUAUUUGCUCCUUUGCAAAAUGCGAUGCUAGUUGGUGUUGAGCUGGAGUGAUGCCCACUUUGUGGCUAGCUUGGAGAUGCAGAAUAGCCCACACAGGACAGCAGGGGCCACCCGAAGCCCCAGCCAUACCUGGGCAGGUGGCUUCACUUGUAGCGAACACCCCCCAGCCCCUUGCAGCACGGGCAGGCAGGGGGAGGUGGAAUGAUGCUGCCUGGAAACUCGGCACCGUUAAGGGUCGCUGUAUUUGUUUUACUCUGAGCGCUGUUUUCUCCAUCUCCUCGGUCUGCGAGGGGGGCAUCUCUGAGCGAAAGGUGCAGUAUCCUGCCAUCCCAGCCCAAGAGGGGGAGCGGGGAGGGGGGAGCAGCUAUGCAUUUGUUUGUUGGUUUGUUUGUUGGCUUGAGUCGUUCGUGUUCUGGGGCACAUUGGGCUCUUAGAUCCACGUCUCGCUCUCCUUCGUUUCCUCUGGCUUGUCCGUCCCUCUGAGCAGCGUGUGUGUGUGUGUGUGUGUGUCUUUCUGCAUGUAAGGGAUGGGUGAGAGCUCUCUCUGGGUGUGUGUGAUGAUUCUAUAUGUGUGGAGGGGGAAAUCUCAGUGGCUGUGUGGAAGGGGAAAUCUCUGUGUGUGUGUGUGUGUGUGUGUGUUGGUAAUGUGUGUGCGCGUGCGACUGUGUGUGUGUGUGUGUCUAUAGAGCUAGUCUGUGUCACUGAGUGUAUUUCCGUUGCUUUGGGGCUGUAGGGGUAAUAACCGCUGUGUGUGUGUGUGUGUUGGGGGGGGACCUCACUGUGUGUGUCUCUCCCUGUGUUGCUCGUGUGUGUGUCUCCCUCCCUGUGUGUGUGUGUGUGUGUGUGUGUGCGCGGAGCAGCAGAAGUCCAGAUCACGUAGAGACAAUCGCAGAAACUGCAGAGCAGAUAGCGGCGCAGCCGGAGAUGGAGCCGGAUGGCAAAGAUUCUGUAUCUUUAUUCAGGAGCAUAAGGUUGCUUGCUGAUCACAAGAAGAUGUUGCUGUGGCUCGUUCUGGUUUUGUCAACCCCAGUUUCUUCUACAAAUGCAGAUCCUGACAUCUCAGUGGAAAUUUGCAAUGUUUGCUCGUGUGUGUCAGUUGAGAAUGUACUGUAUGUCAAUUGCGAGAAGGUUGCAGUCUACCGACCAAAUCAGCUCAAACCACCUUGGUCUAAUUUUUACCAUCUUAAUUUUCAGAACAACCUACUGAUUAUUCUAUAUCCAAAUACAUUUCUUAAUUUUACACAUGCAGUGUCCCUGCAACUGGGUAACAAUAAAUUGCAGAACAUUGAGGGAGGAGCAUUCCUUGGGCUCAGUGCAUUAAAACAGUUGCACUUGAACAACAAUGAAUUAAAGAUUCUCCGAGCUGACACUUUCCUUGGCAUAGAGAACUUGGAGUAUCUCCAAGCUGACUACAAUUUAAUCAAGUAUAUUGAACGGGGAGCCUUCAAUAAGCUUCACAAGCUGAAAGUCCUCAUCCUUAAUGACAAUCUGAUUUCAUUCCUGCCCGAUAAUAUUUUUCGAUUCGCUUCUCUAACCCAUCUGGAUAUACGAGGGAAUCGAAUACAGAAGCUUCCCUACAUUGGAGUUCUGGAACACAUUGGUCGAGUUGUCGAACUGCAGCUGGAAGAUAACCCUUGGAAUUGUACCUGUGAUUUGUUGCCUUUGAAAGCCUGGCUGGAGAAUAUGCCCUAUAACAUUUACAUUGGAGAAGCUAUCUGUGAAACGCCCAGUGACUUGUAUGGAAGGCUUUUAAAGGAAACCAAUAAACAAGAAUUAUGCUCCAUGGGGACUGGGAGUGAUUUUGAUGUGCGCAUUCUGCCUCCAUCCCAGUUGGAGCCUGGUUACAGCACGCCUAAUGGCCACACUACGCAAACGUCAAUGCACAGGUUAGUCACCAAGCCUCCGAAAACUACAAAUCCUUCCAAGAUCUCGGGGAUAGUAGCAGGAAAAGCGCUCUCUAAUCGCAAUCUCAGUCAAAUUGUGUCUUACCAGACCAGGGUACCUCCUCUAACUCCUUGCCCAAGCUCGUGUGUCUGCAAAACUCAUCCUUCUGAUUUGGGAUUAAGUGUAAACUGCCAAGAAAGAAAUAUAGAAUCAUUGGCUGAACUCGUACCAAAACCUUUCAAUGCCAAGAAACUGCAUGUAAAUGGCAAUUAUAUUAAGGAUGUGGACACCUCAGAUUUCAUUGACUUUGAAGGGCUGGAUUUACUACAUUUAGGCAGCAAUCAGAUUGCAGUAAUCAAAGGGGCGGUUUUCCGCAACCUUACAAAUUUACGGAGAUUGUAUCUUAAUGGCAAUCAGAUAGAGCGGCUGAGUCCAGAAAUGUUUGCUGGCCUCCAUAAUUUGCAAUAUCUGUAUUUGGAAUACAACAUUAUCAAAGAAAUUUUAGCCAGCACCUUUGACUUAAUGCCAAAUUUGCAGUUGCUCUACUUGAACAACAAUCUUCUUAGAAGUCUGCCGGCUUACAUUUUUGCUGGUGCUCCACUGGCUAGACUGAAUCUGAGGAACAAUCAUUUCAUGUAUCUACCUGUAAGUGGCGUUCUUGAUCAGCUAAAAUCUCUUACACAAAUUGAUUUGGAAGGUAAUCCGUGGGACUGCACGUGUGAUUUAGUUGCUUUAAAACUAUGGCUGGAAAAACUAAAUGAAGGUAUUGUGGUGAAGGAAUUAAAAUGUGAAACACCUGUUCAGUUUGCUAACAUUGAACUGAAGUCUCUCAAAAAUGAGAUCUUAUGUCCUAAACUUUUAAACAAGCCAUCUGCUCUGUUCACUAGUCCUGUGCCUGCUGUCACUUUUACUACACCGUUGGGUCCAAUUCGAAGUCCUCCUGGUGGCCCAGUUCCAUUGUCCAUCCUAAUCUUAAGCAUACUAGUUGUGCUUAUUUUAACAGUGUUUGUUGCUUUUUGCCUUCUUGUCUUUGUGCUUCGGCGCAACAAGAAACCAACAGUAAAGCACGAAGGAAUUGGGAACCAAGAGUGCAGUUCCAUGCAACUGCAGCUAAGAAAGCAUGACCACAAAUCAAACAAAAAGGAUGGACUAGGUGCAGAGGCCUUCAUUCCUCAAACCAUUGAGCAGAUGAGCAAAAGUCACACUUGUGGCUUAAAAGAAUCCGAAACAGGCUUCACGUUUGCUGAUCCACAAGGGCAAAAAAUCAUUCUGAGAAAUAUUACCGACAAGGAAAAGGAUUUAUUGCAUGUGGAUACCAGAAAAAGACUGAGCACAAUUGAUGAACUGGAUGAGUUGUUUCCUGGGAGGGAUUCCAAUGUAUUUAUUCAGAAUUUUCUUGAAAGUAAAAAAGAAUACAACAGCAUAGGGGUCAGUGGCUUUGAAAUACGUUAUCCAGAGAAACAACAAGACAAAAAAAUCAAGAAGUCAUUAAUAGGUGGUAAUCAUAGUAAAAUUGUAGUAGAGCAAAGAAAGAGUGAAUAUUUUGAACUGAAAGCUAAACUUCAAGGUUCACCUGACUACCUACAAGUCCUUGAAGAACAAACAGCUUUGAAUAAAAUAUAGGUCAUGCAAUCUUAUUUCUUACAGAGGACAUUUAUUUAAUGAUGAAAGUGCCUUUUGUUGACUUUUAACUUCCGAAUACUAUAUUAUAUUGGUAGGCAUAGAGGCAGGUAUAUCCAAGGGUAUCUGUCUGUAGCUGCAUAUGAUUUGUCAAGUAGAGGAGAAUUUCCUUAAUAGAUUUUACUACAUAAAGCUGAUACCCUCUGGAAUCCUGUAGGGAUACUGCAAACUCUAUUGCCAAAGGGAUGCUUUAGACACAUAUUACACUGAAUUUAACCUCAAAAGGCAUAUAUGUUUUGUACCUUAAAUGCAAAACCUUUGUCUCCUUGUGAUUUGUAAGAGCAAACACAAGAAAACUGGUACCAGUGUUUGUACCUCAGCUGGGUCCUUCAUCUUGCACGUGGAUUAAGUUGGUGGAACUGGAGUAAUCCUUUGAUUUGUGGUGUUGUAACGGCACUGUUUAAAGAUUAUCUGAAAAGUAAAAAGCAUGCAAAGAGAGAACAUUCAAUAGUAUGUGUAAAUCGGUUACAUUUAUGGCCUGCAUCUUGAAACCACUGGAUUUAUAAUGUUAAAUUGUGCAAAUAUUUGUUUAAAAUAUACCAUGCAUAACAUACCUAUAAAAUAAAUUUGACCCUUGAAGUAGACCUGUCUAUACAUAAAAUUAAAAAAAAAGAAAAGAAAAAAACUGCAACCUGACUUCUGCAGCAUUUGUAGUGAUAUGAAGAAAAUACUUGAUGUUCAUGCAGAAUCUUAUGUAAGAAUCAAAUCCAAUUAAGACUAGAGUUCCUUCUCAGUUAUGUGAAACUCCUACAACCCCAAAAGGUUGACCAAACUUUUCAAAGUGCUUACUGUGUGAGCGUAGCAGAAAUUAUUUUUGUAAGAUAAUUCAUAUUUAUGAAAUACUUUGUAUACUAAAUAGGAAAAUAUGUACUCCGUAAUAUGUAUUUAAUAUGCCUGACUUGUUUUCCUGAUCACAAUGCAUUAAUAAUUCAGUAUAAAUUAAAAACAGAACAAUAUACCAAACAAAAACUGGUGACAAAUUGUAUAGAAUUAUCCAGGAUCCCAUGAUCAGGUAUAAUAAUAAUAAUAAUAAUAAUGAUAAUAAUAAAAAAAAUGUUCUGUACUAUUCUUGUGAAAUUAGUAUAUUAUUAUCUUAUUUCAGAUUUGUUACCAAUGGUGCAUUUUAAAAUAGAUUCAUUAGUUUUUUUAGUAUUGUGUCUCAGGCAAUUAUUUGCCAUCGGUUGUCUUGCUUUUCAGGGUUCUGCAGCUUAAUCUAAAUAGUGUUCACUACAAGUAUUUACAGGCAUUAAUGAAUAAGGGUAAUAGUUUAAUUGUAUAUGCGUCAUUUUUUUGGUCCCUGUUAUCUAUUUGACUGCUGUCAGUCAGAUAAUGAAUCAGAACAGGAAACCAUAUGGCAAUCAUGUGUCUAUCAAAGCCACAUUGUAAAAUGUAUUUAAUGGUCUUGGUUUAGUUCAGAGUAUUUUGUAGUCCACAUCUAUAAAGAAUAGAAACUUGCCUUUGUGAAAGCUGAAUCUCAAUUGAUAGCAACAAAUGGUCAAGAUAGAAAACACCCCCUUUUUCUCACUGGGAAAUGGUAACUUAAGAUCACAGUAGGCAUGUAUUGGUAAAGCAUCAUACAGAAAAUCUACCUGAUUUACAGCCCAUUCGAGACAAUAGGGGCUUCUCCACUGAUGUCAAUGGACUUUGUAUCAGGACCUUAAUCUGUUUUGCUGCCAUAAAUUCUCCUUUCCCCCCCCAUGCCUUUUAAAAUCAAUACAUAAGUCUAUCAAGUUGCAAUAGAAAAUAAAUAUUAAUGUUUUCAUGAAUUCCAAGUGGCAGCUAUUACAACAAAGCCCGAUAGCACUACUAUGGUUAAGGCUGCGUCAGCAUUUUCCAGUCUAAACCUCUAAUUUCAGGGCUUUAUAACACUGCUGUAAAAUUUUAUUCUGGGAUGAGCCUUGGCAUAACGCCUGGAAUAUUUUUUUAACAAAGUUUUUUAAAAACAUCAGCGCUUCUUUGUUUUAAAGAGAGAGAGAGAAGAAAGAGAGAUUUUCUACUUGUAAUUUCUAAAAGGGUUUUUUUUUUUCUAAUUUCCCCAUGGUACAAAAUGUUUGAGGGACUUUAGAUGUUUUUAAAAUAAAUAAACAAUGGAGUGGUUCAUCUUGAAAAAGCUGCUAUUACACAUGCGCACUAACUUAUUUCAUCCAAAAUGUCAGAGGGAUUUUCUGGAUAUGUUUACUAGGCAUGCAUGUAUUCCUGGCCUAAAAGAUUCCUAAUUGCCUGUUGACCCAGAUCACGGCACAGGCUCUGAGGAAAGUGUUUUAGUUUAUUGUGUCAAGGGCCUAUGGAUUAAGGAAUCUUAACGAUGUACUGAAAUGCUAGACCAUAAAGGCACCAUCAGCAAUGAGGAUAAUGGGUUGCUGCCUUCCACUCAGUACUGCACAGCUUUGAGACUGCGUCAAGGGUCACUGAGAUUUACCAAGGCAGAGAGCGUUUGACACACUUCAAGCCUCAUCAGAGCCUCUGUCUCAUAUCCUUCUGUUGCGAGAGGUGCAUUAAAAAGAAUACACAACUAUUUAAUAAAUAAACGCUACGUUGUUAAAGGUGAUAUACUUGUGGUUGAUAUUGAUCAGAGUUAACAGAACAACAGUGAAGUUUGAUAUACCUCCCUCAACUACAUUAAUUAGGUCCGGUCUUCCCCUUUUCCGCCUGGGGAAAUCUCCCAUUGACUGUUUAAGAGAAGAAGAACUUUGCCAUUAUGCCCACAUUGGACAGAUCUGGCAACUCUUUUAGGUCCCCCUCCAGCCAAGCAUUUAAUCACAUGCCCAACUUUAAUCAUGUGCAAUGAGAGUACUCACGAGUUUAAAAGUGAGCACAGGCUUUAGCGUGUUGCUGGAUCAGGGCCUAAAUGCAUGGCAGCAUUGGCAUUGACUUAAAUGGGAGCAGGUGGAGGAGCAUUGUUGUGUAUUACAUAGUUCGUCCCUGCUGUGGAACCCUUAUUCAUGGUGGUGAUCACUUUGCUCCCAUGAGUUGUCUGACUGAAUUCAACAGGGUCAAUGGAAUGUAUACUCACCAGUGUCAAUAAGGGUUGCUCAGUCUGGGCAUAUUAUGUAGGUCUCUCACUAGUGUUUGACAUACGUGGUGCAAUACCUAGGCAUAGCAGUGUGAGUAAAAAAAAAAAAAUUUGCAAAGGUGGGCAAACCUCUAUAUUUCUUUGAUGCUGUUGAUUUAAAUGACAACCUGAAUGUUAGUUUACUUCCUCCAGUGUUAAGGGACAGUGUAUGUGUCUGGAUAACAGUUUAGUGGAAUGGUCAUUCCAAUCUAAUGCUAGUCUGUCCAGGAAAUGCACGCUUCCUUGUGGCUAGACAGACCAGGCCAGCCUUUGCAUUAUAUUGAUUUAAGUGGCCAUAUUGUUACAGUGUCUGCAAUGACAUACGUGCAGCACUAAAGCAGUGAAGGUGUUAACAUAAUUUAUUGUGUUCAUUGUAUUAUAAAUCAAGUUUACAUUUUUAACGAAAUCAAUAAAGUGUAAUCAUUUCUUUGAAAGAGAAAAACUUUGUGCAAUUUUCUCAGAAAACAGUCAUUAUAAUGCAGUGAUUUGAGUCCAGACAUCAGUUGACAUUUUGCAUUUAGUUUUCCAGACUGAGAGUAAAUAUAUCAAAAGAUAAUCCAAAAGGUAAUUUUUAAAGCCAUAACGGUAUACAUUAUAAAAGGCAUGGCCUUGUGACUAAUGUUAACAAAUGUCUCAGAGUUAAUAAACACAUCUAGAAAUUGAUGGUGGUAUACUAUCUAUAAUAUUUUUUGCAUGAUUUGUACAUUGCUAUUGUAUGAAAUGAGCACAGUGGGAUAUUUAUUUUAUUUUUAUUUUUUGUUUUAUUUCAUUUUAUUUUGCAUCCAAAGAGUUGGGAAGGAAAUAUAACAAGAAUGUAUUGAUAAUCGCUCUAUUUUGAAAUAAAGUAAAGAAAGCAAAAUGUAUUGUUUUUACCCUGCCUUGAGCAUUACUAUUUUUAGAUUAGUUUAUAAAGAAAAUAGAGUUAACUUAUAAUAUCCAGUAUAAUGUAAAACUCAGAAAAAAUGUUUCAGUGACCUUUGUUUGCUUUCAACAACAUCAAAAUAUUAGGCAGAAUUUAUUUAAAAGAUUUGUAUGGAAAUAUUAAUAAAAUUGUUUGGUACAAUCAUA
Molecule: messenger RNA, 7792 nt
Organism: Chrysemys picta bellii (western painted turtle)
Lineage: Eukaryota; Metazoa; Chordata; Testudines; Emydidae
Gene: SLITRK4
Product: SLIT and NTRK like family member 4
Biological process (GO): axonogenesis; regulation of presynapse assembly; positive regulation of synapse assembly
Cellular component (GO): glutamatergic synapse; membrane
Molecular function (GO): protein binding
Source: RefSeq, a predicted model, not a curated record